Aspergillus pseudonomiae is the source of this 324-nucleotide messenger RNA. RefSeq lists its product as uncharacterized. NCBI's taxonomy places the organism in Eukaryota, Fungi, Ascomycota, Eurotiomycetes, Eurotiales, Aspergillaceae. The coding region runs from base 1 to 324 and encodes 107 amino acids. The record is from RefSeq and is a predicted model, not a curated record. The transcript has a single exon.
AUGGAAGUCUGGACCGAGCACAAAAGCCACUCCGUGGAAGGCCACACCCUCAUCGGCGAACUUAAAUAUAAAGGCCAAACGAUCUGGGGACCCAGAGCCUGCCAUCCCAACACCACACAGCUGGGAAAGGCCCUCACCGACGCUGACUGGCGCUUUGCCAUGACAUUUGAGCACCGGGACAAAUCGGUCGAAGGACAUGUGCGCAAAAUCAGUGUCAAGGACUGGAACGGGAAUCUUCUUCUGGACGGACUUUCAACUCACGACAGCAUGGACAGCUUGGCUAGGGCUGUCAUGGAGAAGGUUAGAGAAGACGGCAAGCCCUAA